Molecule: messenger RNA, 366 nt
Organism: Cyphellophora europaea CBS 101466
Lineage: Eukaryota; Fungi; Ascomycota; Eurotiomycetes; Chaetothyriales; Cyphellophoraceae
Exons: 1
Coding region: 1-366 (121 amino acids)
Source: RefSeq, a predicted model, not a curated record
AUGGCAUCAAAUUACGAAUCGGGCAUGGGCUCCGGCCGCGGCACCGAUGCCGUCGCCGCACCCGAGUCUGGCAUGGGCGCCUCAGAGGGCGGCUACCAGACUGGCGCCGUCGAGCAAGGCAUGGGCGCGUCCGAAGGGUACCAGACUGGCGCCCCUGAGCAGGGCAUGGGGCAAUCGGAGGGCUACAACACGGGCGCUCCUGAGCAAGGUAUGGGCGUGAACGAAGGAAUCGCUCCGAACGACAGCACGACCGAUUACGGUUUGGGAUCGGGGAGGGCCUCGGAUCAAACGGAGGGUGGGGUGGGCAAGUUCUUUGACAAGUUGAAGGAUAGGUUCUCCAAGGAGAAGCAUCGUAAUAAGCAAUGA